Molecule: messenger RNA, 1554 nt
Organism: Colius striatus (speckled mousebird)
Lineage: Eukaryota; Metazoa; Chordata; Aves; Coliiformes; Coliidae
Gene: ELOVL4
Product: ELOVL fatty acid elongase 4
Exons: 6
Coding region: 290-1234 (314 amino acids)
Biological process (GO): fatty acid elongation, monounsaturated fatty acid; sphingolipid biosynthetic process; very long-chain fatty acid biosynthetic process
Cellular component (GO): endoplasmic reticulum; endoplasmic reticulum membrane
Molecular function (GO): fatty acid elongase activity
Source: RefSeq, a predicted model, not a curated record
CGCACCGCGCGCUGCGGACGGCGCUGCGGUACCGCGGCCGCCGCGCCGCCCCCUCCCGUCCGUCCGUCCACCCGCCCGCCUCCGCCUGCUCGCCCUCCUCCCUGCCCGCGGGGCACGGGAGCCGGUGACGGGAGCGAGGCGGAGUCUGGAGGGAAGAUACGGAGAGAUAGAGAUUUAAAUCACAUCCCCGGCUGUAGAAGGGCAGCAGCAGCAGCAGCCCCGGCGCAGAGGCACGGACGCACGCGCCGAGACAGGUCUGCCGGCUCCGCCGCUGCUGCUGCUGCUCACCAUGGGUGCCGCCGCCGCCGAGCCCCCUCGCGCCAUGGGUCUGGUGUCCAGCGUGGUGAACGACACCCUCGAGUUCUACCGCUGGACCUGGAGCAUCCGAGACAAACGUGUUGAUGAUUGGCCCUUGAUGCAGUCUCCAUUUCCAACACUGACUAUAAGCACUAUUUAUCUCCUCACUGUCUGGCUGGGCCCCAAAUGGAUGAAGACAAGAGAGCCCUUCCAGUUGCGUUUCCUGUUGGUUGUUUACAACUUUGGAAUGGUUCUACUCAACUUCUACAUUUUCAAAGAGCUGUUUUUGUCAUCAAGAGCUCGAGGAUACAGCUAUGUCUGCCAGUCUGUGGAUUAUUCAGAUAAUGUUUAUGAAGUUAGGAUAGCUGCUGCUUUAUGGUGGUAUUAUGUCUCUAAAGGAAUUGAAUAUUUGGACACAGUAUUCUUCAUCCUGAGGAAGAAGUUUAACCAAAUUAGUUUCCUUCAUGUCUAUCACCAUUUCACCAUGUUCACCUUGUGGUGGAUUGGUAUUAAGUGGGUUGCAGGUGGACAAGCUUUUUUUGGAGCUCAGAUGAAUGCAUUUAUUCAUGUCAUUAUGUACAUGUAUUACGGAUUAGCUGCCUGUGGCCCUAAAUUUCAGAAAUACCUGUGGUGGAAACGAUACUUGACCAUAUUGCAAUUGGUGCAGUUCCACGUGACUAUUGGCCACACAGCCAUGUCUAUUUAUAUUGAUUGUCCUUUCCCUAAAUGGAUGCACUGGGGUGUCAUUUUCUAUGCUAUCACCUUCAUUUUCCUGUUUGGUAACUUCUACUAUCGGACAUAUAAGCUGCCCAAGGAACCCGUAAAGAAUGGCAAAAUAGCAAAUGGUGCUGUUGCAAAUGGAGUAAGCAAAGCAGAAAAUAAUGCAGUGGUGGAAAAUGGAAAAAAGCAGAAAAAGGGAAAAGCAAAAGGAGAGUAACUCGAUCCAGGCCUUAACGAUUGUUGGCAGUGAGGAACCUCCAGUUUGGUUUAUAAAAGGAAGAAAAAAACCCCACUAUCUGUACCAAUUAACCUUAGGUUACUGAAGAGCUAGAACACAGAUAUUUUCAUUAUUUAUGAAGAUUGUUUUAAGAACAAUGCUAAAGUUGAAUUUCUAUUGUAAUUAUGUAAUUAUCAUGCAUAUGGUCUCUGUGUAAACUUGUAGACUGCUGGUGUUGGUGAAUGUAAGGAAGAAUUGCAGUUGAUUCCAUGUUUAGCAGUCCAGAAGUUAUUACUACCAUUGAUACAGGCAGUUUUAUU